AUGUCAAAUCUUACCAAACUUGAAUUUGCGGCCUUAGACAUCUCAGGUAAGAAUUAUUUGUCAUGGGUGUUAGAUGCUGAAAUUCACCUAGAUGCUAAAGGUCUAGGAAAUACUAUAUUAGCAGAUAAAGAAGCAUCUAAUCAAGACAAGGCAAAAGCAAUGAUUUUCAUCCGUCAUCAUCUGCAUGAAGGAUUAAAAGUGGAAUAUCUCACUGUAAAAGACCCUCUUGAGUUGUGGAAAAAUUUGAAAGAACGAUUUGACCAUCAGAAAACUGUGAUACUCCCUAAAGCUCGUUAUGAUUGGAUGCACUUAUGGUUGCAAGAUUUUAAGACUGUAAGUGAAUACAAGUCAGUACUUUUCAAAAUUAGUUCUCAACUAAAAUUAUGUGGAGAAAACAUAACUGAUGAGAACUUAUUAGAGAAAACAUUUUCAACCUUUCAUGCUACUAAUGUACUCCUGCAGCAGCAAUACCGUGAAAAAGGUUUUAAAAGGUAUUCUGAAUUGAUUUCAUGCCUUUUGGUGGCUGAACAAAAUAAUGAGCUGCUGAUGAAAAAUCAUGGAAUUCGUCCCACUGGUUUUGCACCAUUCCUUAAAAAGAAUGUAGCAGUACACAAUAAUUAUGAAAAUAGAAAAUAUAGAGGUCGCGACCAUGGUCGUGGACGUAGUGGGGGACGUGGUCUAGAACGUAUUAGUAAUCGUUAUCAUGGUGGUCAUAACAAUGAUACUUCUAACCACCAGAAAAAGAAUAACUGUGAAAGAAAAGAAAGAAGUGGUCAAAAUAAUCCUUCAAAGAUUGUUGAAAAUAUAUGCUACCGAUGUGGUAUGAAGGGGCAUUGGUCACGUGCCUGUCGUACGUCUGAGCAUUUAGUGAAACUUUAUCAAGCAUCCAUUAAAAGGAAGGGAAAACAUAUUGAGACAAAUUUUAUAUCCCAAAAUGAUGAAAUGGAGGCAAAAGAUGAAGAUAUUCACUAUAAUACUAAAACUGGCCAUGCCUACGAGGGUGAUAAAUUUAAUGACCUUAAUAAUAUAACUCACCUAGAUGUGGCAGAUUUCUUUGAGAAUCAUUAG
Gossypium arboreum is the source of this 1068-nucleotide messenger RNA. RefSeq lists its product as uncharacterized. Gene Ontology annotation, molecular function: zinc ion binding; nucleic acid binding. The transcript has a single exon. Bases 1 to 1068 code for a protein of 355 amino acids. The record is from RefSeq and is a predicted model, not a curated record. Lineage: Eukaryota; Viridiplantae; Streptophyta; Magnoliopsida; Malvales; Malvaceae.